AUGGCGAGGUUUUGCGGCGCUGGAAGCUUCUCUCACGAGGAGGAGGACGAUCUGUGGCCGCCGCCCGGCAAGAAGCCCACGCGGCGGCGGCACGGCGGCGGAAACCCCUACGCCGGCAGAGGGCUCGAGCAGUUCACCAUGGUCUUAGCCGAGCUGGAGGUCAGAAGGGAGAAAAUAAUGGCGAUGGCCGGUGAGCAGGGGGUCUCCUUCGUCAGAUUCAUGUACUCCAAUUCCCAGGACUGGGUGCCCAUCGUCGUCAGGCGCCGCCCUCCUCCGCCGCCGCCGACGCAGAAGGGCUGCGACGCCGCGGAGACUGGGGAGAAAGGUUCGGCGCUGCCGGGGGGUGGCGGCGAGGUGGUUGCCGUGGCCCCCCGUGGGACGGCGGGGAACGGCGGUUGUGGAGGAUUCCUGGCGGCGGUCCGGUGGAGGGAUUCGUGCUACUACUGGUCGGCGGUGGCGGUGAUGAUUCUGCUCUGCCUGGCUAUGUCGGGGAGGGUGUUGGCCAUCUGCUGUACCGCCGCGUGGUGGUACGUGGCGCCGCCCGCCGUGACGGCCGCCGGCGAGAGGAGGAAGCCUGUGAAGGAGUACGGAACGAGGAUGAACGACAGAAGACUCGGCGGCGUCGGCGGUGGCGGACACUACAAGGCGGCGGUGGUGGAUCAGGAGAAGAGGGUGGGCCCCGCAGAGGUCCUGCCGUCACCUCGACCGGGGAGGAGAGGGUGA
Molecule: messenger RNA, 723 nt
Organism: Spirodela intermedia
Lineage: Eukaryota; Viridiplantae; Streptophyta; Magnoliopsida; Alismatales; Araceae
Source: the annotation of a GenBank genome assembly